Chanos chanos (milkfish) is the source of this 2313-nucleotide messenger RNA. Its product is annotated as ephexin-1. Gene Ontology annotation, biological process: activation of GTPase activity. The record is from RefSeq and is a predicted model, not a curated record. Gene Ontology annotation, molecular function: guanyl-nucleotide exchange factor activity; protein binding. The coding region runs from base 1 to 2313 and encodes 770 amino acids. The transcript is spliced from 12 exons. Lineage: Eukaryota; Metazoa; Chordata; Actinopteri; Gonorynchiformes; Chanidae.
AUGGGGACAAAAGGCACUCAAGCCAUCAGAUCUGCUCGACCAGCCCUUCCUCCCAAACCGCAAAUCCCACCCGUACCACGCCCACGGACAAAGAAAUGGCGGAGGGUCACGGAUGUUAUCCUGAGGCCAAUUCCGCCAGAGAUCAGGGACGUUGACCGGGUCAAACAUCGAUCCUUCCCGAUGGUCAGGCCCAGCACCCAAGGUAUUACGUAUAACAGCAUCGUCCCUCUGGAGCUGGACUCUUCUCUGGAGCUCAGACCAAUCCCUAAACCCCGUCUGCGUUGGUCACCAAGCUGCCAAGACAACCAGUCCCAGCCUGCUGAUGGCAAAGAGACAGAUACCUCCAGUCAAAGCUCCAUAACUGCCAAUGAAAACACAUUCUCAGGAGAACCAGGAGAAAGGUUUGAUAACAGUGAAAAGGCAUACAUGGAAGUGAACAAAUCAGCGUACAACGAGGUUGAAUGCUUUACAACAGUGGUACUGGUCCAUGGACUACAAACAGAUUCUAAGAUGUCUCCAGUUAGCGGUGCUGGACGUAACCACUCUCUAACAAAGCAUCUUCCAUCUUCGAGGAUACAUUCAAGUGACAAAGUGAGCCAAGCACACUCUCAGCACUUAGCAACUAUGCCUGUUUCUAAUGCCCCCCUUCAGAGCUUGGUGGCUGAAUUGCAAAAGAAGAUUCACAGUGACAAUCAGGAAAAGGAAGACUCUGAUGUGAAGAAGCCCAAAGUUAAAAGGUCCACUAGCAAAAACAUCCUAAGGAAACUGUCACCCACGAUGAGCUCUCCUCAGAAAAAGAGCCCUUCCCUGGCAGAACUGAUUCUCUCCCCCUUUCAGAGCAAACCACAGACCAGGACAGAAAAGGCUCAACACACACCAGGUGUCUCUAACCAGGAGAGUCCGAGACAAGAUGAUUUAGAGGCAGAAUCUUUAGCAAAAGAGCCUGAGGAUUUCACAGAGGACAUCCCCGAACAUUUGUCUCAUGCUUCAUCAACACAGAGCACGCAGGAAUCUGAAUAUGAGCAGGACUCAAUACUGCCCCCAUCUGGCCCUAAGGACAAUACACAGAGAAAUUCAGAAUUCAGCAGAACCCAGCGACAACCACUGGAGGGUCUGUGGCAAGAACGCAGCAUUGUGCAAGAGAGUGGAAUACUAGAUCAGCUCAGCAAAGAGCAGCUGCUGCUACAAGAGAGUAUGUAUGAGGUGGUGACAUCAGAGGAGACAUAUCUGUUAGGACUGGGAGUAGCUGUGGACCAUUUUCUGGAGUCUCCGGAGCUAAAGCAGGCUUUAGCACCCAGAGACCGAAAAUCGCUAUUCUCUGGCAUCACCAAAAUCCGAGAGCUGAGUCAAAAUGGACCAUUCAGUGCAUAUGUGGAUUACAUUCGUAACAUGCCAUACCAGGAGCAGACUUUACACAACUUGGGGAAGGAAAGCCCGCAGAUUGUGGAGAUCUUGAAUAAACUGCAGGAGGACCCUCGGUGCAACCGUCUGAGCCUCAAAUCCUUCCUGGUCCUUCCAUUCCAGAGGAUCACACGUCUCAAGAUCCUAGUGGAGGCCAUUCUAAAGAGGACAGAGGACGGGUCAGAAAGCCGGGCCUCUGCGGCAAGAGCCCUGAAAGAGAUCUCAAAGGUAGUGGAAGCAUGUAACAGGGAAGUGGACAGGAUGAAAAAGAUGGAAGAGAUGGUGAUCAUCGCCAACAAAACUGAGUUUGAGUGCAAGGCACUGCCACUGGUAUCCUCCUCUCGUUGGCUGGUGAGACAGGGGGAAAUGGUUCAGCUCUCCGUUAAAGAGAAAAAUUUUGGACAAAGAAAGCUCUGUACUGUCCAUCUCCUCCUUUUCAACGACCUGCUGCUAGUUACCACAAAGAAAGGGUCAGAUAGGUUUGUGGUCCAUGACCAUGUGCACCGCUCCCUGGUUGUGGUCAGUAAGGGUAAUGAUAUAGAGGAGGAUCUGGAAGGGUUUGAGGUUAAUAAGAUCAUUCAGCUGGCACUGCUGAAGAACCACCGUGGCUCCACCUCUCAGUAUCUGCUGCAGGUCCCAUCGCAAGCAGAAAGAGACAGCUGGAUGGAGCUGCUGAGUCAGCACAAUGGAGGCGAUGAGAGCAUAUAUGAGGAAUGGGGCUUUUUAGAGGGGCGUAGGUUAAGUGAUGGGGAGAGGGGCUGGUUCCCUACCUCAUGUGUGAAGGAACUCACCAAUGAGCAUGUGCAGAGACGUCAUCUUCGCCAGCGCUACCAUGUUAUGCAAGCGGCCACACGUAUGAUGAACCGGCGGUAUCCAACAACAGCACAUCACUCAACAUCCUGCUUCAAAUAA